Molecule: messenger RNA, 630 nt
Organism: Dovyalis caffra
Lineage: Eukaryota; Viridiplantae; Streptophyta; Magnoliopsida; Malpighiales; Salicaceae
Source: the annotation of a GenBank genome assembly
AUGUACCUAGUACUUACGUGGCCAUUCGGCUACUGCUCUGGUACGCAGAGGGGGUUGUGUAAAAUGAAUCCAUUGCCCCAGGACAUGACUAUACACGGCAUAUGGCCAGUGGACAGUGCUGGGAACUCUAUCCUUUCUUGUAAGAAGGCCCAGGAUCUUACUGCUGUGUUCAAUGACAAAACAUUGCAGGAUAAUUUGCUGGAUCACUGGCCUAGUCUCACUGGCCUGAUUAGCAAUAUAAAGUCGCAAAGGGAUUUUUGGUCUUAUGAAUAUAACAAACACGGAAAUUGUCAAUCGAAGAUGGCCAAAGAUUAUUUCUGGGCAGGCAUCAGUUUGAAGCAGCACACUAGCAUCUUCCAAGCUUUAAAGGAUGCAAACAUAAUGCCUGGUCAACAUUACAAACGGGCUGAUUUUGAAAAAGCAAUCAAAGCAAAAGUGGGCACAAGUGAUAUUUGUUUAAGGUGCUUAAAAAAUCAAAAUGGUGACUUUCUGCUCAAAGAGAUUUACCUCUGCAUUGAUGCACAAGCAACAAAGGUCAUACCUUGUCCAAAAAAAGAAGUACAAAAGAGCAAUAAUUGUGGAUAUGGCACCAUCAAGUUUGUUUCUGCUGUUGAAUCUAUAAUUGUGUAA